Messenger RNA from Triplophysa dalaica, 2972 nucleotides. RefSeq names its product transmembrane and coiled-coil domain-containing protein 4-like. NCBI's taxonomy places the organism in Eukaryota, Metazoa, Chordata, Actinopteri, Cypriniformes, Nemacheilidae. The record is from RefSeq and is a predicted model, not a curated record.
GAAAAACACUUGUGAACUUUUGCCUCAGGAGAAAAGUAAAACUGUGAUACAUGCAAGAAGAAAUCUGUGUUAUCUGCACUGUUAGACGAAGCCAAUGGACCAAAUUAAUAACAACAUUGAAGAUCCGAAACUGACUCCAGAUCCAGGAGGACGAGAGCCAGAUGAUUUCCCAGCAGAGAAAUUGUUUGGUCGACAGCUGAGUGAACCAGGACGUUUUGCCUAUGCUGGAUUAUGUGGCGUGUCUCUGGGUCAGCUGUUUCAAGAACCUGAGCAAAAAUGUUUCCGUGAGAAGUAUCUGGAGAGUCUUAUACGAUGGCUGAAUCUGGAUGAGUCUGUCAUGCCGCGAAUGCAGUCCUUUUUGGCAGGGCAUGGGUUUGAAGGUACUGGCACCUUCCUGUCUAUGAUAAACGCGGAGCCGCUGCUCAGAGGCGGAGCCUUUCCUAUCACUCAGGAUCUUGUGUCAUUCUCUGUCAAAGAUGGACAUUACGAUGCGAGAGCUCGGGUUCUGAUCCGACACGUCAGGUGUCUCCUGCGCGUCUCCCAGCAGCAGCUGGAAGAUUUUGAAGAGACACUUGGAGAGAAAUUGAGAGAGGCAGAUGAGGAGAGCGAAGAAGAAUCAUCUAGAAGGCGAAAGAAGGAGAGGGGUCGUAAAUUGCGACGCUAUCUGCUUAUUGGUCUAGCCACUGUGGGUGGAGGAACCGUGAUUGGUGUGACAGGGGGGUUGGCGGCACCUAUGGUGGCAGUUGGGGCCGGGGCCGUGCUGGGUGCCGGUGGAGCGGCUGCAUUAGGAUCAGCUGCGGGCAUUGCCAUCAUGGCUUCUCUGUUUGGAGCCGCUGGAGCUGGAUUAACAGGUUAUAAAAUGAACAAGCGUGUUGGUGCUAUAGAAGAGUUUGAGUUUCUGCCAUUGAGUUCAGGGAAGCAUCUUCAUGUCACUAUAGCUGUGACCGGAUGGCUCUGCACUGGAAAAUACAGCUCAUUCCAGACUCCGUGGUCCAGACUGGGAGCGUGUGGCGAGCAAUACUGUCUGAAAUGGGAAUCCCGCUACUUAUUAGACCUGGGCUGUAUUCUGGACUCAUUAUGGGAUGGACUCGUCCGUGUCGUAGCUAAGGAAGCCCUCAAACACACUUUGCUCUCAGGCAUUUUGACGGCUCUAACAUGGCCUGCCUCUCUGCUGGCUGUAGCCAGUGUGAUCGACAACCCGUGGGGAGUUUGCCUGAGUCGCUCGGCAGCUGUGGGGAAACAUCUCGCCCAGGUUUUGCGGAGCAGACAGCAGGGAAAGCGACCCGUCAGUCUGAUUGGGUUUAGUCUCGGAGCACGUGUCAUCUACUUCUGCCUGGAGGAGCUCGCUAAAGAUCAAGGUUGUGAAGGUGUGGUGGAAGAUGUGGUGCUGCUGGGAGCUCCUGUGGAUGGUUCAGAGAAAGUUUGGCGGCGGCUGUCCAAGGUCGUGGCUGGAAAGAUUGUCAAUGGAUAUUGCAGAGGGGAUUGGCUACUUGGAUAUCUGUACAGAAGUUCAUCUGUCCAGAUGUGUGUCGCAGGCAUCAAGCCUAUCAAUUCAAAAGGCCGGAAAAUAAUUAACGUGGAUCUGUCAUCAGUGGUGAAAGGACAUCUGGACUACAUGCGUCAGAUGGAAACAAUCCUCGUGGCAGUGGGUGUUCCCACUAGAGAAGAAGCAGGCGGCCAAUCACAGCUGGAUAUUUUAACUCAGGAAAAGUCAGGCACACCAGGGUCUGUCCCAGAUGAAGUCAAAGAGGAGCCGACUAUUGACACUUCAAACACAGACUCAUCAGAGAGCAGUUAUAGUGAAAGCAUAAACCACACUGGAGAAAAGGGAAGGGGCAAGAACUCAACUCAACUCAACUCAAUUCAACUCAACUCAACUCAACUCAACUCAACUUUAUUUAUAUUGCGCUUUUUACAAUUUUCAUUGUUACAAAGCAGCUGUACAUGAGACACAUUGAAUACAAGUAUGAAUUCUAAAGCAGCCCCCCCGGCCAGGCAGAUAGUGCAAAACAAUAUUCAAACGGUGGUGAGGAACCCAAAACUCCCAUCGAGAAAAAAAACCUCAGGGGUACCCAGGCCCAACCAGGGGAUUCCAGUUCCCCUCUGGCAAAAGCUGCUGCCUCUGCACAAGCUCAACAGUGCUUGCACAACAAGGCUUAAUAAAAAUAUAAAAAUUAAGGAUUUAAGAUUAUCAUUAACAAUCUAAUAGCAUUUGAAAUGUUGUAGGAAAAACAAAGUUGUCGCGUCCUUAAUCCAGCUCUAUCCUCUCAGCUCUUGUCAGGUCACCGCUUCCCAUUCUCAGCUCUGCCAUCAGGUCUGGGCAUGAACUGCAUCCUGCGGUAACCUUGGAACAAAGAGACAAGACUGGCUGAGAGUAGAGUACUGUUCUGCACUCUUUGAUGCAACAAGUACAUCAUUUGUUGUUGGAUGUGUUCCUGGUUCCGGUUGAUCUAAAUAAUGCAAGAAGACCGGCUCUGAGAGUGGUUGGGAUAUUCCUGAUAUAUUGAAGAAGAUAUUUUUGGCUAAAAUAUAGAAGAAUAAUGUAUAAAAUUGUUUACUAUUAUAAAAUCAUUUGAAGAGUUUCUUAUCUGGGGGCCGAAUGCUAGUUGACACAAAGGACCCUAUGUAGGCUGGGGGUGGAAAAUACAUCUGUUUUACAUUGUAUUGGGGGGCUCAGAGGACAUGUGUGUGUGUGUUAAGCACACACACUAAGAAUUGCUGGGUUAAAAAAUAACCCAACCUUAACCCAGCUGCUGGGUAACUAUGGGACAGAACACGCGCUGGGUUAUUUUGACCCUAGUGCUGGGUUGAACCAUUUCACCCAAAAUGCUGGGUUGAUUGUUUGACCCAACUAGUGGGUCAGGUUAACUCUGUUUCUGGGUUAAACAUAACCUAAACAUUGGGUUAUAUGUUGUCUCAUUGCCUUGCUACUUUUAUAUUUACCAAUAAAAAUAAUCAAUAAUACCAAUAAU